AUGCCUGGGGCAAAGCGUCAGCUAGAUGACGAUCAAAAUGAUCAGCAGAAUAAGAAGCUCUGUCAGCCAGGACAAAUCCGUGACCCCAUCACUGGGCUUACCGAACCUCUUACCGAAGAUCAUACCGACCUUUACAUAACUUCCGGCUUUGCCCUCGGAGGUACCUCCAAUCAGAAUGUGGGUCCAAAGCUAUGGAAUACACACUUCACUUCGACCGGUACUGCAGCGAAUUCAUUUGAGCUACCCUCUGCACCUAUUGUUCAUUCCAGCAACUCCACUAUAGGAUUCCCGGUUACUCUGGCUAGUAACAUGGGUGUGACCCCUCAGUCCCACAUAUACAAUAAUAAUAUCCAGCAACCAAGCGGCACCGGCGGUAUCGCCACAACUGUCGCAAUGCACGGCCUCGGUGCAGCCACAGAUAUGCCUAUGAUGGAAUCUGAAGGCUAUUUCACUAACGCCAAUCCUCCCCUGCUGGCCUAUGGAGAUGAGGCUCAUACUAUUUCUGAGGGUCAUCCUUCACAAAGCGAUACAAACAUGGUGCUUGACGUUUAUGCCCCUUCAACCUUGCAGAAGCAGACUCUUGAAAUUAGUCUUCUUCCGUCACCUACACCCUACCUUCCACCUCUCGGUCCUUUUCCUUCCCGUGCGCGUCCCAACAAUACCAAGGGUAUUCCUCAGGGCAAAGCAUAUAUUGCUAUGGGGUAUCGGGCUGACUGUGAAAAAUGUCAGAAUCGUGUGCCUGGACAUUACAAUCAUAUUAUAUUCCGUUAA
Penicillium verhagenii is the source of this 771-nucleotide messenger RNA. RefSeq lists its product as uncharacterized. NCBI's taxonomy places the organism in Eukaryota, Fungi, Ascomycota, Eurotiomycetes, Eurotiales, Aspergillaceae. Bases 1 to 771 code for a protein of 256 amino acids. The transcript is spliced from 2 exons. The record is from RefSeq and is a predicted model, not a curated record.